UUUUUUUUUUUUUUAAUCACCUCUUCACUGGGUACAAAGGUUAAAACAAAGUGAAGUGCAAUCAUGUGACACUUUUUUUUUUAAUGGUGUAGAAGAAAGAGAGUAGAUUCCUUACUUACAGAGACAAAAGAAAAAAAGCAAAGGCCUGUGAUAUGAAAACCAUAAGCAUCACAAUAUUGUUUUGGCUGCUCUCCAUCCUAUUAUUAUCAGAUGAAAGCCAGACUUCUAAAAUAGAAGUCACGUAUAAUUACACUGCAAAGAAUUAUACUUUGAUUCCAGAGAAUAUCAAUAAAGAUGUUACUAUACUUGAUCUCAGUUAUAAUCAAAUUACUCUGAAUAUUACAGACACAAGGGUUCUACAGACUUAUUUUUUACUCACUGAGCUCUAUUUGAUUGAGAAUAAUGUCAUUAUCUUACAUAAUAAUAGUUUUGGUAAACUCUCCAAUCUAGAAAUCUUAAAUAUUUGUAGAAACUCCAUCCACAUAAUUCAACAUAAUGCCUUUAUAGGCUUAAAUAAACUAAAACAGUUACAUCUCUGCCAAAACAAAAUAUUACAACUGAAUUCUGAUAUAUUUAUACCUCUAAAAAACCUGAUACUACUGAAUCUGCAAGGCAAUUUGAUAAGCUAUUUUGAUGUACCACAACUGUUUCAUCUGGAAUUCAUAAUUUUAUAUGGAAAUCCAUGGAACUGCUCUUGUAGUCUACUGAGUUUGCAAAACUGGUUGAAUACAUCAAAUGUGACACUAGAAAAUGAAAACAUCACCAUGUGUAGCUAUCCAGAUAUCCUGAACCGCUACAAUAUCAAAAUGGUACCUUACGAGGCUAACUGCUACUCAAAAUUUCCUUCACCUAUAACUGCAGACCUUUAUCAUUUUCAGUCCGUUAGAGAUUCAACAUUUAAUAGCUCUUUGAACAACUUAACAAGUAAUUCAGAACAUGAAUCUCAUGGAAAAAGCUGGACUCUUCUUAUUGGUGUUGUAGUCACUGUACUGGUGACUUCACUCCUCAUUUCGAUUGCUAUCAAGUGUCCCGUAUGGUACAAUUUUCUGCUUAGUUAUAAUCAUCAUCGCCUGGAAGAACAUGAAGCAGAAACCUAUGAAGACAGUUUUACUGGAAAUCCAAGUUCUCCUUCACAGAUACAAGAUACAAACUCUGAAGAAACUACAGUAAUAUUUGAACAACUGCACUCAUUUGUGGUAGAUGAUGAUGGGUUUAUUGAAGACAAAUAUAUAGAUACUCAUGAAUUACAUGAAGAAAAUUAAUUUCUUUCAAUAUUUGACUCUUUUAAAAAUGUUUCCAGCUCACUCACAGUUUAGACAUGGAGAUUUUGAUAUGUGAUAUAGUAAACUGUAGCUAGUGACAUUCAUAUUAAUUGCAACCCACAUAAAUAUCAUAAAAUCAUGUUCUUGUCAUUGAUUGUGCAAGUAAAUCCAAAUACAGUAAGUGCCACUCCUUGGUAGCUAACAUUUAAAAUAUUAGUAUUACUAAUCUCAGCAGUAUUCAGGAGAUCACAUAUAACAGGAUAAAAAGGCAUAAAGUAAAUUAUUAAUUAAAACAGGUGGAUCCUCAAAUUAGACAUUUGAUGUAAUACAUAUUAAAUUCAAGUUUUACUCAUUUGAAUCAGUAAAGAAAUAAAGAUUUUGGAUUUUUAUCAUGAGUCAAAGUGAAUAACGGAUAAUUUGAAUCGACAACACACUAAGAUUGAUUUUAUAGUCACAAUGAAUUCACAGGAUUGGGAAAUGCUUUAAAUUUUUUCAAAUGCUCCCUGAAUAGGCACAACAAAUUUCUGAAAACUUAGUAGUAAGUUAAAGCACAGGCAUAAUGUCUAGGCAUAAUCGCUAAUAAAUUACUAUUUUAAAUAAAGACUCUCAUCACAAUGCAUGAUUGCCACAACUAAAUAAUAUGGUAGCUUCCAAAGUUGGUGGCUUCCAACUGAAUAAUAUGGUGGCUUUCAAAUUAGCUAUGAAUCUUGUUUUUAAAAAUACCUAUUUCCGUCUCUCUUUGGGAGAUUUUUAUUUGAAUUGCUCUAUGGUCAGUUCUUCCGGAUUCUGUACACAGAGCAGUGUUUCCCAAAUUGUUUUCUAUAACAUUAAUUUCCAGAGAGACAUUCAGAAGUAUUUACAAGAUGGAGGAAAAAGGUACAUGGUCAAACUAAAAUUACUACAGGAAACACUAGGUUUAAACAAAGUGAAACAGGCUUCUUCUUUUUUCUUUUUUUUUUUUUUCUUUUUGCUAUUUCUUUGGGCCGCUCCCGCGGCAUAUGGAGGUUCCCAGGCUAGGGGUCCAAUCGGAGCUGUAGCUGCCAGCCUACGCCAGAGCCACAGCAACGCGGGAUCCGAGCCAUGUCUGCAACCCACACCACAGCUCACGGCAAUGCCGGACCGUCAACCCACUGAGCAAGGGCAGGGACCGAACCCGCAACCUCAUGGUUCCUAGUCGGAUUCGUUAACCACUGCGCCACCACGGGAACUCCGAAACAGGAUUCUUUAUUACAGGACUUACCCAAGACUUUACUAAUAAGAUAAAUUGUUCUCUGUUCUUCAAGAGCAAAGUAUUAAGAAUCUGCUGAACUUCCUUAAAAAAAUCUUUUCUUUGAGGUAUGUCUCCAAUAGCUAGCUAAUAACAUAUCACAAUAAUGAUCCAAAGAACACAAUGGCCUUGAGACUAUAUAGGAAGAAUCUAAAGUGAAUUAUUUGCCAAUUCCUUAUAAUCGAUUGGCUACAACCAUAAUUUUAACAACUUAAUGCAAAUACUGGCAAUAAAAACUGUAAUAAACCUAUUAUUUUUACCUUCCAUAUGUGGGGAAAGUGAGUAUAUUUAUAUCUUUUAGAAAAAAGAUUAUCUCUAAAACACUGAAUAUAUUUAUAGAUUAAAAAAUAUGAUGUUUUAGAUUUUCUUCAACAUGACACAGGUAAGGGAAAUGUGGCUAGCAGUGUGGAUAGAACAGUGUCGGAAAAAAGCGAUGGACCUGGGAGAUGGGUGCACAGGAGUAUAUACACUCUUUUCUUUUCAGGUAUGUUCAAAUUUCUCUGUAACAUAAAGGUUUUAAAAUGUGUAUGUACGUGGUGGUUUCCUAGAAAAAGAGACUAAAAAUAAUUUAGAUGUAUAUUAUAUUCUAACAAUAGUUAUUUCCAAGGUUAUAUCAAAAGUAAAUUCAGUUCAAAUGUCUACUAAGUAAAUAAAAACUGUUCCCUUGUGAAAUAAAACAACUGACUCAUAAUGCAUAUUUGUUUAUAUUUAAUGGAACAUGUUUUCAAUAAAGAAUAUAAAUACUUA
Messenger RNA from Sus scrofa (pig), 3276 nucleotides. It is a transcript of the gene LRRC19, whose product is annotated as leucine rich repeat containing 19. The record is from RefSeq and is a predicted model, not a curated record. Gene Ontology annotation, molecular function: signaling receptor activity; protein binding. NCBI's taxonomy places the organism in Eukaryota, Metazoa, Chordata, Mammalia, Artiodactyla, Suidae. Gene Ontology annotation, biological process: positive regulation of non-canonical NF-kappaB signal transduction; interleukin-8 production. Gene Ontology annotation, cellular component: plasma membrane.